UGAACAACAGCGCGGCGUGCGUCUAGCGGCGAAAUAACGUAAACGUAAACGAAAAAACUCUGUGGGACUAGGGCCGACUGGAUGCUAGUGUGUUGGUUUUUAAUGCCGGUGGUGAAGUGAAAAUUAGAAUUUGUGUGAUUGUGAAUUCGAUAUUUGAAGAACUCCAACUCCCUCUACUACCCUGAUCCCAAACACAAAACUUCAAAGAUGGAGGGCCGAAAUGAUCAUAAGAUUUUAAAUGAUGACUCAAAUCUACAAAUUACGAUUAGACUGAUAAUGCAAGGGAAGGAGGUUGGGAGUAUUAUUGGCAAAAAAGGUGAAAUUGUAAAAAGGUUUCGAGAAGAAAGUGGUGCCAAAAUAAACAUUUCAGACGGCUCGUGUCCUGAAAGAAUUGUUACAGUUAUAGGAACUACAAGUGCAAUUUUUAAAGCUUUCACAUUAAUAUGUAAAAAAUUUGAAGAGUUCCAGGAGAUAAACAGCGGCAGCAGUUCCGUACCCCGGCCACCGAUCACGCUUCGACUGGUCGUUCCGGCGAGCCAGUGCGGUUCCCUCAUCGGCAAGGCGGGGUCCAAGAUCAAGGAGAUCAGAGAAGUGACGGGCGCCUCCAUACAGGUCGCCUCCGAAAUGCUGCCUAACUCAACUGAACGGGCUGUGACUAUAUCUGGUACUGGAGAAGCAAUUACACAGUGCAUUUAUCAUAUUUGUAACGUUAUGCUCGAGUCCCCUCCCAAAGGAGCAACCAUCCCUUACCGCCCCAAACCCCAAGUAGGUGGUCCCGUAAUCCUGGCCGGCGGACAGGCCUAUACCAUCCAAGGCAACUACGCCGUUCCCGCCCAUACAGACAUUGCAAGCUUGGGUAAAAAUCCGCUUGCAGGUUUAGCUGCCUUAGGAUUAGGUGGGCUGGGACCCACGGCAGCGGGAGGAUUGAAUCCGGCAGCACUUGCAGCCCUUGCCGGAUCGCAGUUAAGAACCACGAAUACGAGGAACCAACAGAACACGAAUCAUCAGACUCACAACAUGACCGUUCCGAAUGAAUUGAUCGGGUGCGUAAUCGGCAAAGGGGGCACCAAAAUCGCCGAAAUAAGGCAGAUUUCCGGAGCCAUGAUACGCAUUUCGAAUUGUGAUGACAGAGAGACAGGUUCUUCGGAUCGUACCAUCACAAUAUCGGGAAAUCCAGACGCUGUGGCCUUGGCGCAGUACCUCAUCAAUAUGAGUGUCGAACUGCAGAAAGCUAACCUUGAGGCCCAAAACUCUCCUAACACCGGCGGUACCGGCCAGUCCUCCACCACCACUACCACCAGUGCCGCCUCCCCCCUGGCUAGCGCCAUCCCCAUUGCCCAGCUGCUCGCUAAGCCGGGAGCGCUCAACGCGCUGAGCAGCCUUAGCGCGUUGGGCGGUCUCACCGAGCUGUUGGCCGGGCAAGGGGGCGGCCCUCCCUCAAUCCAGACCACCGGCGUCCACCGUCCCCACAAGAGCUUUACGCCGCGCAUGCGCUCGCCCGGUGGCGGGAACGAGCAGGGCUCCAAGAUGAAGAGCGAGCGGAACAAAUUUAAUCCAUACUAGGACUAAGCGGCAUACUACAAUCGUUUGUUUGUAUUUUUUGUUUUUGUUCAUUUAGGAAUUUUUUACGAUUUUUUUUAUUUACAUUAGGUAUGUACUGGAUAAAUUUUGAAUAUUUUGGACGGUUUUUGAUGCUAUGAUAUUGAAAGUAUGUUUUUAUUUUAUACAGCAUAGAAAAAACUGUUGGUUAACUUUGGGGGAACGAGGGUAUUAGCCAAAUGUGAAUUAUAUUGGGCUAAAUAAGGUGAAUUAUCAUUAUAUCCUUACUUAUAUACUUAAAAAAAUCUAUAAAAGUAAUAAAUGUUUUAAGCAUAACUUCCAUUAACAUUUCGUAAGCAUCUUAAAUAAAUGGUUAUUAUUUAAAAAAAAAAACAACAUUUAAAAAAAUAAUAACUUUGAGUAAUCAGACUUAAACCUUUCAGAUCUUACAGCGCUCUCGACUUCAGACUCAACUAUAUCCCUUUCUCACAGUAUAUCUAACAAAUCGUUUUCAAUCGACGUUUUUUAUUAAUAAACGCCAUUGUUAUACAUAAAACUCACAAACUGUUGUCAGCGCUUGUUAGGAUUGCAACUACAGGACAUAAUAUUCAUUUAGCAUGUAAUAAUAGCCCAUAUAUGCGAGUAGAAUACUAUGAAAAUACUUUUAUUGAGGCAAAUAAUUAUUUUUUAUUACAUAAAAACAAUAUUAACAUUAAUUAAUUACAAUUCAACCAUUAAUUUUGUUCCAUAAUACUACCUUUUUAGGGUUGAAAACUGUCUCUUUUUCACUAUAGUUAUUGGGGCAACACUGACAAUGGAACUAAUGCCGAAUAAUUUUCCAUUCUUAAAUAAGGUUGAGUCCGACCAUAAUCUUCAUGAAGUAUAGCUUGAGACAUACCUUUUGAUAUGUGCUGGUUCCUAGUCGAUGUGGCUACAUUCAAAUGCUUUAUUAGUGAACCUUUUAAAAUAAUUUAUAUGCAACACAAUUUUACAGAUAUACAUUUUUUAUUUGCUUAGAAAAGUUAUUACAUUGCCUUUGAAUUUUACUAUUGUAUGUUGCUUGUAGCGAAGGUGUGUAAAAGCUCUGCUCUCUACAGGUGAAAAUGUACCAAUUUCUCUUUUUUAACUGACUGACCAAUCAUCUUCUUGUGUGGUGGUGUCACUUGACUUGUGGAUCGUAUUUUAUUGACUAUGAAGUGAUGCUUAUAUGUCUUUCACAAGGGGGAGAUGUGAUCUUUAGUCUUAUUCAAACGUUGAAUCAUUGUUCAGGGUCUGCAUAAGAUGCAAUGUUGAGUGUGUCUUAAUAGUUGUUUUGUGUAAUUUUUUAUAUUUAUUCCUCGAUAUAUAUUCAUAGUAUUUCUAACCCGUAAAUAAUGGGUCUAUAGUGUCGACGAUUUAUAUUUUCUGGAUAAUUCUGUAAAAUCACCAUAACAGUUUGCGAAAAUGAGUUUUUCCUUCGUCCAAUUUAAAAGAGAUUCAUCACAAUGUUCUUGAUUUUUCCGGCAAUAUAUUCAAUGACACAAUUUCAGCAGCUUCUUUCACUUCUGGCGGAGUUAAAGACAUUUCAUUUCCAUUUUCUGAAUUCAUUUUUUCUCAGUUUUUAGUAAAAUAUUUCAUAAAUUAUUAUGCAGUCAAAAUUUGGCAUGACAGCCGCGUCCCAAUGCUUAAUAUAUUAGAUUAGUGAAUAAUGAUUAUUCGUCGCCAAUAGUGCAUAAUACAAGGUGAUUUCUAUCUUAACUGUGUAUAGAAUUCGUUAAAAUUAAACAUAUUUUCAAAUAUUUCUUUUAUAAAAUAAAGAUGCAUAAUUAAAAAAUCUCAAUCUGGGCCUGGAAUUGGGCAUCAAAAAUUAAGUUAAAUCAGUAGUAUGUUUAUGUUCUGACACCAGGUCUGAAAGGAUUAAGUUGGAGUAGACAGCUUUUUUCUAUUCUCCAUACGAUAAUAUCCCCUUUCUCCUAAUCUGCAAUACAUUUUUUAAGUGUUCCAGUUUUUACUAAAGUGAAGUGGCUCAAUUAUUGAUAAAAUUAAAUUUAAGGUUAGGUAUCAACUGCACCUAAUAAAAUUAAACUAUAUAUUAUAUAAUUACUCACUUUGUAAUGUAAAAUUUAUACAAAUUCGUUAUUUUCUAAAAUUUUAAGAGAAACUAUUAUUUUUUGUGCGUUGUAGAAGACAAAUUGAUUUAUAUUUUUUUCUACAAAUAAUUGAGGUGGGUAAAAUCGUCCAAAAUACCAAGAAAUAUCCAGUAUCGUCAUUGAUUUUAUACAUAUUAAUUUUCUUUUGUAAUAAGAAAAUAAUGGCUUUCAAUUUUCUGUUAAGGUGUCUGAUCAAACGAUUUUUUUAAAAAUAGGAUAUAAAAGGAUAUAAAAAAAUAUAUUCCGGGUAUAGGGGUAGUUUUUGAGCUGAAUUGUAAAUAUAAGAAAAGUUAUUACGAUAAGACACCUUCAUAACAACAUAACACAGAAUAUUUUUGUUAAUUGUAUCUCAAUUAGAUCAUAAGUAUUAUAAACACUUAACAAUUGGUAUAAAAGUAAUUAGGGACCAAUUUUUACAUUAACUUUUUAAGUUCGAAAAAUUACUAACGGUUAGGGUUUAAUUCAAAAUAACGUUAACGUGUACAAAUUAUUAUAGUAAUAAUCAUGGGCACUUUUCGAAUAACCAAAAAAAAAAUUGAGACUGUAAUUGCUAGUCAAAAAACUAUUUCGCACCAAUCUUGAACAUGUAACUUCAAAUAUGACUGGGUUAAGUAUCUAUGCUACAUCUUUAUUUUUGAAAUUUUGUGUGCGGCGCUUGAUUUAUCAUACUAUAUCAUGUUUUCUUUUUAAUUUUAACAAAACAAUACAGUAUAAAAUCAAUGACUUGUUGUUUCUAAUUACAUAUAAGAUAAUAUCACCUUUAUUUGUUAAAUAAACAUGUACCAUUUUAUUGUGGUAUGCUACAAACUAAAAUGAGUUUUGCGAGAAACAAUUCGUUCAUUUAAUAACUAAGUGUUGAUUGUGUUUAAUUUGCUUUAUACAUUUUUAAUCAUUGUGAAAGCCAUCUUUAUAUAUCUCGCGAAUUCGUCUGUAUAGUUGGAUAUUGUAAGAAUUUUAUUUUCGUUAUUUUUUUUAAAUAAAAAAACGGUGAUGCUCGUCCCGGACAAUAACAUUUUUUCGGGUGUCUAUCGAAAUAUUUAUUUCAUUAUCGCCAUUUGUAAUUUUAGGUAUAAAGCACAAACGUUAGGUGUAAGCUAAAAACAGGGUAUUCACGUUUCUUAAUAUGACACUUUUGACUUUUAUACAGGAUGUCAUAAAGUGUAGGAUUUGUGAAGAUUGUAAAAAUGCUUCUUUGGGAAAAACCAUGGAAAAUUUAAGAAAACACAGUACAUUGCCUCGCACACACUUCUUAAUAUCAGUUUCAUCUCGUUACAAUAUGUCAAACUCUUAACGUUCAAACAUUUCUGUGGUAUUCUUAAAAUGAUAUGCGAAUAUUUAAGGGUGUGUAUCUUCAUGAAAAAUGAGUGACAGUUUGCUUUAUAAACAUUGCGAUCCACCCAUCGGCGAUUUAUAUUCCGUUUCUCUCUAUUCAAUAGAAUUGUGUUUAUCGUUCUUCUACACUCAGGCUGGCAGAGUUGACACAUCGUAUAGUUUACUCGCCCAUUAUGUAAAUAAGAUGAAAAGCUGGUUUCAAACAGUUUUUAUAACUUUAACACAAAAAUACAGACAGACUAAUAAAAUUACUGAAAACACAAUACCUAAAUCAGUAAAUUUUUUGAAAUUAUUCUUGGCGCAACACCGCAACAAGGUAUACCAAUUGCAAUAGGCUUGUUUUGGUUCUUUCGCAAACUGAAUUACACUCGAUCAGCUAAAAGGUUGUUAUGAUCUCGCAACGAUUUCUUGAAAAAGUUAUUUGAGAACUGGAAUCGACGGUUCUGUUUGAACCAAAACAAACCCAAUUAUGGCGUGCCCUUUUGGUGUUUAAUAACAUCGUUUAAAAAGCAAGAAAAAAUAAUAUUUCCUUCAAAAAAUUUACUGAUUUAAAAUUAUGAAAUACAUAAUAGAAAUUUAUAAUUUUAGGUAACCCUUAAUAUAUUUAUAAUGGAAAUUGAAUUUCUAUUGUUUUUUUAUAAUUUUAAUUCUUGAAUUUCUAUUAUGUCUUUCAUAAUAAUAAUAAUAAUAAUAAACGUAUUCCCAGUAUGAAAAUAAUAAAUAUUUUUUCUAUAGUUUUAUUAUCAAGAAGGGACGAUAUGUAUUCUUUGUAAUUGUAUUGUUUUAAUGGCCUCUGACUCGUAAAUAAAUAAAUGUUUCAUAGGAGGCAUUGCACACAGUAUUUUCAAAAUUUAUCCCAGACGUAAGUAAUAUUUGUGCAAUCUUCCGAAUACAGACUUUGCGACAUCCUGUAUCAUGAGAUAAUUUAUAUAUUUAUAUUUUAUUGUUUUUCCUUUUUCACCAACUAUACAUUUUCCGUUUCUGUUAUAUAAAGAUGUCCCGAUGUUUUGUCUUUAUUUCUUAUAUUCUUUUUUUUUACAUUAUUUACACAAUAUACAUUGUAUAAUUAUAUAUUAAGUUUAUGAUUUCUACAUUUUUAAAAUAGCCUUUUUGUAGGCAGCUUACUGUUUACAUAUCAGUGGCGUUUAGUAAUAUAUUUUAUAAUAUAUCUAACACACAGAGAGCGGAAUGUGAAAGUUUUAGUGGACCCGCUAUUUAAUUUUUAAAAGAAAAGAUUUUCGAUAUUUUUAAAUUUGAAAAUUAAUACAAACUUACAGAAAACAUAAGCCAGACUUACAUAAUUUUUAUUUGCAGAAUUUCAAUAUCGUUGGAUUUAAUAAUAAUUAAUGAUAAAUAUAUUUUUCUUAGGCUAAAUGGCUUGUGUUAACUGUUUUUAAUUUUGAAUAUAUUGUAGCAAAUAUUUAACCUUUUGGCCAAAUAUAUCCAUGCAUCCACUUAAAUCCUAUGGCUGGUUUUUAAAGUACAGGAUGUUAAAGUUAAAAAAUUUUAUAAUAUUUUAAUUUAAUGUAUACAUUUAUAUUUUUUGGUUGAUAUUGAUACAAUUUUUUAUAUGAAAUAUGUAGGUAAGUUAGGUGUAGGUGUAAAAAAAACUAGCUAUAAUUUACUCUCAAAGCUUGGGUGGUUCAACACUUAUUCUCCACCUAUUUUUUGAUAAUAACCACCCAAUCUGUUAUAAAACUCCUGCCUAACAUUAUUUAAAGUUUGAGAUGAAAUAUUCCUUGUCUAGUGUUAUCCUUUCUCUGAAAUCUGCCAUGCUAACUGGCUGUGUUGAAUAUACUUCAUUCGUGAGAUAACUCCUGGCCACUCAAUAGUACCUCUUCGUCCAAUUCAUUCAUUGGGAUAUAUUUCGUUUAGAUACUUUUUAAUUGACAUUAUUUUGUCAACAUUUUUAAUUUUUUCUAAAAUUUGACUAUUUUUUCAAAAUUUUGAUUCCGUUAUUAUUUUCUCAAAAUCGGUCAUUAUUUUGAGAG
Molecule: messenger RNA, 6991 nt
Organism: Psylliodes chrysocephalus
Lineage: Eukaryota; Metazoa; Arthropoda; Insecta; Coleoptera; Chrysomelidae
Source: the annotation of a GenBank genome assembly